CGCGGGGUGGCGACUGGCUCCCGGGUCUGAGGGGCUCCUGCUUGUCAGGUUCUAGCUCAUGUUUUCUGGCCAGACCUGUGGUCAUUCCCGUGAGACUUUACUGCACAUUUUCUCAAGUGUCUUCCUCAUCCCCAAUGUGUAAUCCUUCAACAUGGACCUGCUACUUUAGCUGAGAUAUGACCAGCAAUGAAUAGUAGUAAGAUAUGUGCUGAUUAGAAGGCUCACAGCGCAGUGUGGAGGAUAAGACAGUGCCUUACAAAAUGGGGUUUGGGAGUGACCUGAAGAAUUCACAUGAAGCUGUGCUAAAAUUGCAAGACUGGGAAUUACGGUUACUGGAAACAGUGAAGAAAUUUAUGGCCCUGAGAAUAAAAAGUGAUAAAGAAUAUGCAUCUACUUUACAGAACCUUUGUAAUCAAGUUGAUAAGGAAAGUACUGUUCAAAUGAAUUAUGUCAGCAAUGUAUCCAAGUCUUGGCUCCUUAUGAUUCAGCAGACGGAACAGCUUAGUAGAAUAAUGAAGACACAUGCAGAGGACCUAAAUUCUGGACCCUUACACAGGCUCACUAUGAUGAUCAAAGACAAGCAGCAGGUGAAGAAGAGUUUUAUAGGUGUUCAUCAGCAGAUAGAAGCAGAGAUGAUCAAGGUUACAAAGACAGAAUUAGAGAAAUUAAAAUCCAGCUAUAGACAGUUAAUAAAAGAAAUGAAUUCUGCCAAAGAGAAAUAUAAAGAAGCUUUAGCUAAAGGGAAAGAAACCGAAAAGGCCAAGGAACGAUAUGACAAAGCGACAAUGAAACUUCACAUGUUGCAUAAUCAGUAUGUAUUGGCAUUGAAAGGGGCACAACUUCAUCAGAAUCAGUAUUAUGACACCACACUUCCUUUGCUUCUGGACUCCUUACAAAAGAUGCAAGAAGAAAUGAUAAAAGCACUAAAAGGUAUAUUUGAUGAAUACAGCCAGAUAACCAGUCUUGUUACAGAAGAAAUAGUGAAUGUCCAUAAAGAGAUUCAAAUGUCGGUUGAACAGAUAGACCCUAGCACAGAAUAUAAUAAUUUCAUAGAUGUUCACAGAACAACAGCUGCUAAAGAGCAAGAAAUUGAGUUUGAUACUUCCUUACUAGAAGAAAAUGAAAAUCUUCAGGCAAAUGAAAUUAUGUGGAAUAAUUUAACAGCAGAAAGUUUACAAGUGAUGUUGAAAACUUUAGCAGAGGAACUUAUGCAGACACAGCAGAUGCUUUUAAACAAGGAGGAGGCUGUCUUGGAGCUAGAGAAGAGAAUUGAGGAAUCUUCUAAGACCUAUGAAAAGAAGUCUGAUAUUGUGCUUCUGCUAAGUCAAAAACAGACACUUGAAGAGCUGAAACAGUCAGUCCAGCAGCUGAGAUGCACUGAGGCAAAGUUUAUAGCACAGAAAGAAUUACUAGAGGAAAAAGUACAAGAAAAUGAUGGGAAAGAGCCACCUCCAGUAGUAAAUUAUGAAGAAGAUGCACGAUCAGUUACAUCUAUGGAAAGAAAGGAGAGGCUAUCCAAAUUUGAGUCUAUUCGUCAUUCAAUUGCUGGAAUAAUUAGGUCUCCAAAAUCGGCACUGGGCUCUUCAACAUUCUCUGAUACGAUCCCUGUAAGUGAGAAGCCCCUGGCAGAACAGGACUGGUACCAUGGAGCAAUUCCCAGAAUAGAAGCGCAAGAUCUAUUAAAACAGCAAGGAGACUUCUUGGUGCGAGAGAGUCAUGGGAAACCUGGUGAAUAUGUCCUUUCUGUAUAUUCUGAUGGACAAAGGAGACACUUUAUCAUACAAUUUGUUGAUAAUCUAUAUCGAUUUGAAGGCACUGGUUUUUCAAACAUUCCUCAACUCAUAGAUCAUCACUAUACAACAAAACAGGUCAUCACUAAGAAAUCAGGUGUAGUUCUGCUGAAUCCUAUUCCUAAGGAUAAGAAAUGGGUUCUCAAUCACGAAGAUGUCACAUUGGGAGAAUUACUGGGCAAGGGAAAUUUUGGUGAAGUAUAUAAGGGCAUAUUAAAGGAUAAAACUGCUGUUGCUGUUAAAACCUGUAAAGAAGACCUUCCUCAGGAACUGAAAAUAAAAUUUUUACAAGAAGCCAAAAUUCUCAAGCAAUACGAUCAUCCCAAUAUUGUCAAACUUAUAGGCGUUUGCACACAAAGACAGCCUAUCUACAUCAUUAUGGAACUGGUUCCAGGAGGUGAUUUCCUGUCCUUUCUGAGAAAGAAAAAGGAUGAAAUAAAGCUCAAACAAUUAGUGAAGUUUUCAUUAGAUGCUGCUUCUGGUAUGUCCUAUCUCGAGAGUAAAAACUGUAUACACAGGGAUCUUGCUGCAAGAAACUGCCUGGUAGGUGAAAAUAACAUUCUGAAAAUCAGUGACUUUGGAAUGUCUCGUCAAGAGGAUGGUGGAGUGUAUUCAUCUUCUGGCUUAAAACAGAUUCCCAUUAAAUGGACAGCACCAGAAGCUCUUAAUUAUGGGAGAUACAGUUCUGAGAGUGACGUGUGGAGCUUUGGCAUCCUCCUCUGGGAGACAUUCAGCUUAGGGGUCUGCCCAUACCCUGGAAUGACAAAUCAACAAGCCCGGGAGCAAGUGGAAAGAGGGUACCGAAUGUCAGCCCCUCAGCAUUGCCCAGAGGACAUUUUCAAAAUUAUGACGAAGUGCUGGGAUUAUAAACCUGAAAACCGCCCCAAGUUCAGUGAACUUCAGAAAGAGCUCACUGUCAUCAAGAGGAAAAUCACACAGUGAUGGAGCAGUGCCAACAGCCUCUAGGACCUGGUCCUCCAACAGAGUGACACUGUUCUUGUUAACAAUGAGUUUAUACCACAUUACCUGCAACAGUCUUCUAAGGUGAUUUUUGUUAUUAACUGUUUUUUUUAAGUAUG
Messenger RNA from Neomonachus schauinslandi (Hawaiian monk seal), 2869 nucleotides. It is a transcript of the gene FER, whose product is annotated as FER tyrosine kinase. Gene Ontology annotation, biological process: Fc-epsilon receptor signaling pathway; peptidyl-tyrosine phosphorylation; cell adhesion. Lineage: Eukaryota; Metazoa; Chordata; Mammalia; Carnivora; Phocidae. The record is from RefSeq and is a predicted model, not a curated record. Gene Ontology annotation, molecular function: ATP binding; non-membrane spanning protein tyrosine kinase activity. The transcript has 20 exons. The coding region runs from base 261 to 2732 and encodes 823 amino acids.